This is a messenger RNA of Cinara cedri, 3207 nucleotides long. The record is from the annotation of a GenBank genome assembly. Lineage: Eukaryota; Metazoa; Arthropoda; Insecta; Hemiptera; Aphididae.
CUUUAGAUAUAUUCCUAUCUAUGCUUUAGUGCCAGUAUUACAAUUAUUAGAGUUAAAAAUUAAAAUUAAUUUAUUUUAAUGCUUGUGGCUUGUUAGAUGCUUUUUAGUGCUUGAUUUGGUAUUUUAAUUUAUUUAUUUACCUUCAUAUUGAUACCUAGUUUAAAAUGUUUAAAUUAAUUUAAUUUCCAUCAUACAUUAAUUAUUUAACCAAAAUACCUUCCAUAUUUUAUAAUGGUUGUAAAUAAUAGACAAAAAACGAGUGUGUUGAACAAUUUUAGAGUAAAUGAAGUAAGUUCCUAAUUGAUGAAAAACUAAUAUCUAUUAUUUUAUUUACACGCAUAGAUUUAUCAAAAAUGCCACAAAAUACUAUACUAUGUAUUAUAAGGAAUUGUAAUACAUGAUAAGCAAUGACAUAGCCAGAUGGGUUUUGGGUGUUGUAACCCCCCCCAUUAAUUUUUUUUUAGCUCUAGGUAAAGUUAAAAAAGUUGUAGAACUCUAAGACAAACCCUCUAACCCCCCCUCCAUUGAUAUAUCUUGACUAUGCCACUGAUGAUAAGUAUCUAUAUAAUAUAUAUUGUAUACAUUUUAUCAAGUUUUAUUAUGAAAAUAAAUAUAAUAUUUAUACAUUAAUAUAUUCCAUUAAUAUAGGUUCCUGAAAAUUAAAAAAAAAAUGUUUUAUCUAUUUAGAAAGUUGUUUAAUUAUUUUAAUUACAUAUUUUUUGUGUAUACUUAUAGAUUGAUUCAGAAGAUGUAACUAUAAACUUGGAAAAUUUAAGUAUAAAUAAUGUAAGUAUUUAAAAGUAUAAAAUAUAUAAUAGUUUAUAUAUUAUAGUUGAUUUGGUUGGUUUUUUUGUCUUAUUUAGAUAAUAAACCAAAACUUUAUAAGUAGAUAAAUGGUUCUGAACUGAUUAAUAUACAUUAUAUAUAUAUACAGGCGUCCCCACUAAGAAAUAUCCAUUAUAACAUCUUCUGAAAGAACAAAGAUAAUUCAAUUCUGUUUUAUUUUUUUUUUUUUAUACUACUAGCAUAAGGACUUCAAGUAUUUAUAUAUUUAUAUUUAAAUUAAAUUUGUAUGGUUUAGAAAAAAAAAAUGUAUUUUAUUAUUUUCAAAAUGUUUGAAAAUAGCUAUUUUAAUACAGUUUAUUCUUCUGAACAUUUUAGAAUUUCUACUUUAUUUUCAUUGAAUUUAUGAUUUUUAAUAAUUUUUUAAAGUCCAAAGAAAAUUAUCUAUAACUAUGCAGCAGUCUAUAAAAAAAGUGAAUUAAAAACAUAUUAUAAUAAAUCUGCUAUGAAUAAAGUACAAAAGUAUUGAGAAACUUUGAAUCAAUUUUUGAAUAAAUUAUUGAUUUGAAUUGAUACCCUAAAGGUUUUUAUUCCAUUCAUAUCUUAAUAUUAGUUUCAUUUUUAGGUACAAACGAAUACAAUAAAGCAUUCAUGGCAGUAUACUGUCCAAUUAAAUCCAAUUACAUUCUAUGAUGAUAGUUCAGAUAUACAAGUAAUUUAGUAACCAACCAUCAAAACUCAAUACAUAUUACAUACCUUUUUAUUUUAAUCCUAAUUAUAGCCAAAUAAUGCUCAUCAAGUCUGGAAGCAAACUCAAUAUAUAUCAGUAUGUUAAUAACUUAAUAUAUUGUUUAUUUAAUAAUUAAAAAAUGCAUACAUAUACGUAAACAAUAAAUUUGGUUUGUCAAUUUUGUAGUUGUACAAAAAUGUAUUGUCAAUCCUAAACAAACUUACAUGGACUACAUUUGAUCAACUAGUCGAUGAAUUUCAAAAAUUACCAAUUGAAAAUGCAGAAUGCCUCGAAAGUAUUGCUAAUAUUGUUGCCCUUAAAGUAAAUACAUAAUAAAAUAUAUUUAAAAAAAUGUAUUUUAAAUUUGCUUUUCUUUCAGGCAUUUGAUGAACCAUCAUUUGGAUCCUUGUAUGCUUCUUUGUGCAGAGCUCUUGAUAUAACUAUUAGUUUUCAAAAUGAAAGUGGUUUACCAUGUCAGAUGACAUUUAAAAAAUGCAUAAUCACAGUUUGUCAAAAUUUUUUCCAAAAACAAUGUGUGGAUCAUACUGAGACAAUAAUCAUAUCUGUAGAACACGAACAAAACCAAAGGAGACUUAAAAUGCAAACAAUAGGUUGUAUUAGGUACAGAACUAAAAUUAAAUACUUAAACAAAGAUAAUACAUAUUUAAAAUUAUCAAUUCAAAUGUAACAUGAUUUUAAUAGUUAUUUAUUUAUUUAAUUUUAAUAUUAAAAGCUGGUGUUAAUCCAAUUAUAAUUUAUUCAUAUUAUUUUAUUAAAUUAACAAGUAUAAUUGAAUAUAAACCUAAAUAUUAUACUAAUAAAAAAAUAAUUCCUGUAACAAUAUUUUUAUAAGUAUAUGUGUACAUUUUAUUCAUUAACAAUCAUUUGUGUUCGUAGAUUUAUUGGUGAAAUUUUCAAACAGUCAUUAUUGUCUCCACGUAUUGUUCAAUAUUGUGUGAAAACAUUGAUGUCUAAAACUAAUGAAAGGUUUCUUGAGUACCUCUGCAAUCUUUUAAAAAUAGUCUACACUGAAUUAAAUGAAAAAGUAUUUUAUAAUAUUUUCACAUAGUAAUAUAUUAUUUAAUUGUUUUAACCAUAAUUAAUUAACUAUUUCAGAUAAAUUUAAAAGAUGUUUAUGAUAAUUUGAUAUAUUUGAUAUCUGAUGAAAUGAAGUUCAAAAUAUCACCCAGAAUAAGAUUUAUGAUUAAAGAUGUAGUUGAAAUGAUAAUGCCUUGUAAUAUUUUAAAUCAAGCAAAUUCUAAUACAAUAUUAGAUAAUAGUUUAUGUACUACAUAGUGAAAUAUUUUACAUAACAGUUUUAAAAAGUUAAAUCACAUUGAGUACAUUCAAUUUAAUACCUUUUUUUUUAAAAAAGAUAUUCUAAAACUGUUAAUAUAAUAAAUUAUAAUUAAUAUUAAAUUUUAAUAGACAUUAAUGUUUCAACAAUGAAUGUUUAUUUUGGUGUUCACAGUUAUUUUUAUCUUUCCAAAGUCAUCUAUUGAUGUAUAUUGAUGUUUCAUACUUGUUAAUACUUUCUCAAUAACAACUUAAAAUAAAAAUGAUUUACUUGUAUAAACAUUAAACUCAUAAAGUAACUCAUUAAUAAUGAGUAUAACUAUGUAACAUUAAACAUCAUAAUGAAUUGUGAUUUGUUUUAGUAACUGUACAAUAUUAAUGACCUAAGAAAAUAAAUA